AUGGUUCCCUUCCAGUCUCAGUCUCGCUCAACCUUCGCUCCGCUCCUGGCGCUAGUCCUGGCCUUGGUCUUCGGUGGAGUCCAGGUGCGCGGCGACUACGACUGGUACGGCGACUUGCCGUACUCCAGCUCCGACCUAGACUAUAUCUACAGCGAUGUCAACUACGAUACCGUGUGCCCGCCAGAACUCACUCAGGUGGACCUCAAGCACUGCUCUUCGUAUUCCGCUCCCUUGUAUGGUCCUUCUCGGGGCUACAACUCGAAGAGCAGCUCCUCGGCCCAAGGAUAUUAUCGUGCUGCUGGUCCUGUACAGUAUUCCUCGUCCUCAUCUCAAAAUUCGUAUGCCUAUGCCGCGGCCAGUGGUCCCUAUGGGGCCAAGGCCAGUGCCGAGGCUCCCGGCCCGCAGCCAGUGGCUCCCGCUUCCUAUUCAGUGUCUUAUUCAGCUCCCUCUUCCUAUCCUUCGGUUCCUGUUUCCUAUCCUUCGUAUCCUUCUCCUCCAUCUUCGUAUCCGGUUUACUCGAAAGCCAUAAACGCCUAUGCCGCUGCCUAUAGUCCUUAUAGCACUACCACCCAGGCGCCAUCUACCGGAUCCACUGUAUCAUCGGCCACCACAGCCACCACAAGGGCCAGCGGAUAUCCGGGUUAUCCGACGACGUCUGCAGCCACUACUGUGUCUACCUCUGCAGCAACAACUGCUGCUACUACAGCUGCUACUACAGCUGCAACCACUGCUGCAACUACUGCUGCAACUACUGCAGCAACAUCUGCUGCUACAACUGCAGCAACUACUGCUGCAACUACUGCAGCAACUACUGCUGCAACUACUGCAGCAACUACUGCUGCAACUACUGCAGCAACUACUGCUGCAACCACUGCUGCUACAACUGCAGCAACAACUGCAGCAACAACUGCAGCAACUACUGCAGCAACUACUGCUGCUACAACUGCAGCAACUACUACUACUGCAGCACCCACGAACGGUUAAGGAAUCCGAAAGAUGAACAUCCUUAAUGAAAUAGAAAACUUAUCAAUGGCAUCAACCGAAAUUAUUACAGAGAAAUAGAAACCACAAACCAUCCAGAAACUCCAGAAAAAUUAAAGACAUCACCACAACAAAAUCAUAAUUCUAAAUGCGAGCAAUAUGUAGUGUAUCACUUGUAGUAUCUUUCCAACAAUAAAUAAAGCAAUCAGUACAGCACAUAAA
Messenger RNA from Drosophila kikkawai, 1203 nucleotides. NCBI's taxonomy places the organism in Eukaryota, Metazoa, Arthropoda, Insecta, Diptera, Drosophilidae. The record is from RefSeq and is a predicted model, not a curated record.